UCAGACGAACAGAGACAAACAGAUUUGGGGGAAGUAUUGUGUUUUCGUCUUGAGAGUUUCUCCUUGUUAAAUAUGUCAGGCCGGAAUCCUUUCUCCCCCACACACGGCUUCACCACCAGCGGCUCCAGCUCACAUCAGAGAAAAGCAUAUGAUAGACCGACUCACAUCGCCCAAACAGAGGAGCCCUGGAGUCGCCUCUAUGAUAGUGCCACUUGUGCCAGCUACCGACAGAGCGUUAUGCAUUAUGAGCCUAAGGCUCCAAAGGACAGUCUUGACUUCCAUCUAAGGUCAGUUUACGAUCACCACAAGGACUUCUUCUGGGGAAAGAACCGGAUGCUAUACCAGAAAGAGACCGUUUCUGAGGACCAGAGGAAGCAGGAAAACUCAAAGAAGGACAUGCUGGAGAAGGAACAAGGGGAAGAAAUCAGAGUGUGGGUCGAUCCACAAAGGCGCUCCAUUUACAGCAUUAAGUGAAGGCUUAUUCAAACAAGGGCUGCACCAGGGAGUGAUGGCAGCUUCUAUUUACCUUUAAGCGUCCUGCACUAUUAUCUCUUAUCUGCUUCCAACAUGAAAAAACGUAAAUAAAGUGAACUUGUUCUGUG
This is a messenger RNA of Gymnodraco acuticeps, 602 nucleotides long. It is a transcript of the gene cfap276, whose product is annotated as chromosome unknown C1orf194 homolog. The transcript is spliced from 5 exons. The record is from RefSeq and is a predicted model, not a curated record. The coding region runs from base 73 to 474 and encodes 133 amino acids. NCBI's taxonomy places the organism in Eukaryota, Metazoa, Chordata, Actinopteri, Perciformes, Bathydraconidae.